CAACGUCACGGGCUCGGGCCGCCAUUUUGACUGAGCAACCAUAGUGACAGGAGCCGAGGCAGCCGCUCAGGUUGUCCCCGUUUCCCCUCCCCCUUCCCUUUUCCGGCUGACUUCCCGGGCCCGGCAUUGCACAGUCCCGGUCCUGCCAUGUCCCAGAAACAAGAAGAAGAGAACCCUGCGGAGGAGACUGGCGAGGAGAAGCAGGACACCCAGGAGAAAGAAGGUAUUCUCCCUGAGAGAGCUGAGGAGGCAAAGCUAAAGGCCAAAUAUCCAAGCCUAGGACAAAAGCCUGGAGGCUCCGAUUUCCUCAUGAAGAGACUCCAGAAAGGGCAAAAGUACUUUGACUCAGGAGACUACAACAUGGCCAAAGCCAAGAUGAAGAACAAGCAGCUGCCGAGUGCAGGGCCAGACAAGAACCUGGUGACCGGAGACCACAUCCCCACCCCACAGGACCUGCCCCAGAGAAAGUCCUCGCUCGUCACCAGCAAGCUUGCGGGUGGCCAAGGUGAAUGAUGCUGCCUGGGGCUCCACCAGAUCGGGAGAUGCCGCCCACUUGGGGUCCUGUGCUGGCUCCUGCCCCUCCCUGCUUUUGCAGCCAGGGGUCAGGAGGUGGCCCAGGUGCAGGCUAGAGAGGCAGAGACCCCUGCCCACUGGUGUCCCAGCACAUGGAGCCCCUGGGGCUGAGCACCAAGACCUUGAACUUUUUUUUUGUUCUACCUUUUUUUCCAAAUACUUGUUGGGAGAAAUUUUAUUGAAAUCCCAAGGGUGGGGUUGAGGGGGUGGAGUGGAAGAUGUGGGGGAAAUGAAUUAGGAUUUGUAGCUGAUAAAAAAGAAAAUUUCCUAUCAUUCUCCUUAACCACAGGUUUGGGAUGGUUGUAAGGUGAAGGGAUUGUCAGCAGACUAAUGAUAAGGGCCUCUGGUUCAACUCUGAAGAGUGACGCAUUACUGGAAUGCGGCUAGUGACCUGGAGUCGGAGAAAAGGAAUUGUGCUCUUUACAGUGUACACAGUUUCUCUGGUUCUGCAGAGCAAGCUGAGGGUUCAGUGUUAAUUGUUCCUUUAAAAAAGUACUGUCCUUGAAACAGGUUUGCUAUGGGGAGAAGGGCAGUGAGUGGGGAGCCCCACAGACCCCUGGGGGAUUUUUUUCAGUAUUUGAAAUAAAACAAGAAUAACAAAAAACACCCAUGGAAAAAACCAAACCCAGAAAUAC
This is a messenger RNA of Peromyscus leucopus (white-footed mouse), 1208 nucleotides long. It is a transcript of the gene Ensa, whose product is annotated as endosulfine alpha. Gene Ontology annotation, cellular component: cytoplasm. The transcript is spliced from 4 exons. Gene Ontology annotation, molecular function: protein phosphatase inhibitor activity. The record is from RefSeq and is a predicted model, not a curated record. Lineage: Eukaryota; Metazoa; Chordata; Mammalia; Rodentia; Cricetidae. The coding region runs from base 148 to 513 and encodes 121 amino acids.